AUGUCCGCCUCGGAGACUACCCCGGAAGACACGCCCGACCAGACCGCGGAGGAAAUGACCGCGAUGCUCGAAUCGCUGGACGUGGACACGCAGGGCUCGGAGAAUAAUUCCUCGGAAGAGAAGCCCGACCUGACGGCGGAGCAGCAGGCGUGGUUGAAUGCGAUGUUCGAGCCGCUGGAGGGAGGGACGCCCAGCAGCGACGCGCUGGGCGGCUUGGCCCAGAACCUGACCGCGGAGGGGCAACGCAUCCUGCUGGACCCGGCCAACACCCCGAUUCCGAGCGUCAUCGACCUGGCGAAAGCCCUGCGCACGCUGCGCACGGACCUGACGCCGCCGAGCGUGGCGGGGCUGCAGAUGCUGGCGGCGCGGUACGGCAUGUAUACGCACUUCACGCGGCGGCUGCGGGUGGAAGGGACGCGCACGGGGCCCAACACGCUGUUCAAGCGCAACUCGGACCUCACGAUCCUGAUGCCGAUGUACAUCCCCGAAGUGCGGCGCCUGUACAACGUGCUGCACAAGAGCUACCCGUUGAUCUCGGAAUUUGAGCUGGCGCUGGGGCCGGCGGGCGCCCCCUUCAACGACAUCCUCAACCCGGGCGACGUGCCCAAGUGCCUGUUCCGAGUGAUCAACUACCUGCGGCGGCAUAUCACGCACCUGUCCCUCAUCAUGGAGGCCGACGACUGGUACGUCGAGGGCCCCGGCGAGUUCCACACGCCGCACCUAUAUGACUGCGUUGUGGAGGACCUCGAGGAGCUGCGGGUGCAGUGGCCCUACUUCGUCGACGAGACCAUGCCCAGCCCGCCGCGCAAGUGGCCGCACCCGUGGCUCAAGUUCUACGAGCGCACCUUCAAGACCCCGCUCCAGACGCUCAUCCUCGAGGGCCGCGGGCUGGACAGGCCCGACACCCCCGUGGGGCCCACCCUCAACGCCAUUCCCGUGGCCGACAGCAACCUGCGCAACCUGACACUGACCAACCUCGUCCUGACGGACUGCGACAUGUGCAUCCUAAUUCCCAAGGUCGCGAAGCUCGAGUCCAUCACGCUAGAACAGGUCCGGUUUGAGGGGGACUGGCCGUACAUGCUGAGGAUGCUCGCGAACCUGUGUCUGUAUCUGAAGCGAUUCAAGUUCCAGGAGGUGGAGUGGGCGCCCGACCACCACAAUGGCAACGGCGAUGACAACGCGGCCGACGAGAGCAACGCCCUCCGCAUCAACUCGAGUGGUUCUUCAGCGGAGGCGAACUUUAAUAAAGCCCUGUACCGCCUGGCUACAUUCAAUGCGGCGCUGCGGUACUGCGCCGGUGUUCAGCUGUGA
Messenger RNA from Aspergillus uvarum CBS 121591, 1311 nucleotides. RefSeq lists its product as uncharacterized. The record is from RefSeq and is a predicted model, not a curated record. Lineage: Eukaryota; Fungi; Ascomycota; Eurotiomycetes; Eurotiales; Aspergillaceae. The transcript has a single exon. The coding region runs from base 1 to 1311 and encodes 436 amino acids.